This is a messenger RNA of Hipposideros armiger (great roundleaf bat), 5037 nucleotides long. It is a transcript of the gene MYO6, whose product is annotated as myosin VI. NCBI's taxonomy places the organism in Eukaryota, Metazoa, Chordata, Mammalia, Chiroptera, Hipposideridae. The record is from RefSeq and is a predicted model, not a curated record. Gene Ontology annotation, molecular function: microfilament motor activity; ATP binding; actin filament binding. Gene Ontology annotation, cellular component: ruffle; endocytic vesicle; actin cytoskeleton. Gene Ontology annotation, biological process: inner ear morphogenesis; actin filament organization; inner ear auditory receptor cell differentiation.
GAAAUAGUGGAUAGCUCACUUCAAACAUGGAGGAUGGAAAGCCCGUUUGGGCGCCACACCCUACAGAUGGAUUUCAGAUGGGCAACAUUGUGGACAUUGGCCCUGACAGCCUAACAAUUGAACCCUUGAACCAAAAAGGCAAGACAUUUUUGGCUCUCAUAAACCAAGUGUUUCCUGCAGAAGAGGACAGUAAAAAAGAUGUGGAAGAUAACUGUUCACUAAUGUAUUUAAAUGAAGCCACACUCCUCCAUAAUAUCAAAGUUCGAUAUAGUAAAGACAGAAUUUAUAUAUCUGACUGAAUCCUAUGGGACAGGUCAAGAUAUUGAUGAUAGAAUUGUUGAAGCUAACCCACUCUUAGAAGCCUUUGGAAAUGCAAAGACUGUUCGCAACAAUAAUAGUAGUCGAUUUGGAAAAUUUGUAGAAAUACAUUUCAAUGAAAAGAGUUCAGUUGUUGGAGGAUUUGUUUCUCAUUAUCUUCUAGAGAAAUCUAGGAUCUGUGUUCAAGGCAAAGAGGAAAGGAAUUAUCAUAUCUUUUAUAGGUUGUGUGCUGGUGCUUCUCAAGAUAUUCAGGAAAAACUUCAUUUGAGCUCCCCAGAUAAUUUUCGGUAUUUAAACCGAGGCUGCACUAGAUACUUUGCUAACAAAGAAACUGACAAACAAAUUUUACAGAAUCGAAAAAGUCCUGAGGUGGUUGUAACCUGAAGAAUAAAUCUACUCAGUCAUUGGAGUAUUGUGCUGAAUUAUUGGGUUUGGAUCAAGAUGAUCUUCGAGUAAGUUUAACUACAAGAGUCAUGCUGACAACAGCAGGGGGCACCAAAGGAACAGUUAUAAAGGUACCCCUAAAAGUGGAGCAAGCAAACAAUGCCCGUGAUGCAUUGGCAAAGACUGUCUACAGCCAUCUUUUUGAUCAUGUGGUAAAUAGAGUAAAUCAAUGCUUUCCUUUUGAAACAUCAGCUUAUUUCAUUGGAGUCCUAGAUAUUGCAGGUUUUGAGUACUUUGAACAUAACAGUUUUGAACAAUUUUGCAUCAACUAUUGCAAUGAAAAACUUCAACAAUUUUUUAACGAAAGGAUUCUGAAGGAGGAACAAGAACUCUAUCAAAAGGAAGGUUUAGGGGUUAAUGAAGUACACUAUGUGGAUAAUCAGGACUGUAUAGAUUUAGUUGAAGCAAAGUUAGUGGGAAUAUUGGAUAUUUUGGAUGAGGAAAAUCGCCUUCCCCAGCCAAGUGAUCAACACUUUACAUCUGCAGUUCACCAGAAGCACAGAGAUCAUUUCCGACUCACUAUUCCCAGAAAAUCGAAGCUGGCAGUUCAUAGGAACAUCAGAGAUGAUGAAGGCUUCAUUAUCAGGCAUUUCGCGGGGGCCGUGUGCUAUGAAACAACCCAGUUUGUGGAAAAAAAUAAUGAUGCUUUACAUAUGUCUCUUGAAUCCUUAAUAUGUGAAUCCAGGGAUAAGUUUAUACGGGAAUUGUUUGAAUCAUCCACAAAUAACAACAAAGAUACUAAACAAAAAGCAGGAAAACUUAGCUUCAUCAGUGUGGGAAACAAGUUUAAGACACAGUUAAAUUUGCUUCUGGAUAAACUUCGAAGUACUGGAGCAAGCUUUAUUCGUUGUAUCAAACCUAACUUAAAGAUGACAAGCCACGACUUUGAAGGUGCUCAAAUUUUGUCUCAACUUCAGUGUUCAGGUAUGGUGUCUGUUUUGGACUUGAUGCAGGGUGGGUUCCCGUCACGAGCUUCAUUUCAUGAACUCUACAACAUGUACAAAAAGUAUAUGCCAGAUAAACUUGCAAGAUUAGAUCCAAGACUGUUUUGUAAGGCUCUUUUUAAAGCUUUGGGCUUAAAUGAAAUUGACUACAAGUUUGGGUUAACAAAAGUAUUUUUUAGACCUGGCAAGUUUGCAGAAUUUGAUCAGAUUAUGAAGUCUGACCCUGACCAUUUAGCAGAGUUGGUUAAAAGAGUCAAUCACUGGCUCAUCUGCAGUCGCUGGAAGAAAGUUCAGUGGUGUUCACUCUCAGUCAUCAAAUUGAAAAACAAAAUAAAAUAUCGAGCCGAAGCCUGCAUUAAAAUGCAAAAAACUAUUCGAAUGUGGCUUUGCAAAAGGAGACACAAACCCCGUAUUGAUGGCCUGGUUAAGGUGGGCACACUGAAAAAACGACUAGAUAAAUUUAAUGAAGUAGUGAGUGCACUGAAAGAUGGAAAACCAGAGGUGAAUAAACAGGUCAAGGACCUUGAAGUUUCUAUUGAUGCUUUAAUGGCCAAAAUUAAGUCUACUAUGAUGACAAGGGAACAAAUACAGAAAGAAUAUGAUGCACUAGUUAAAAGCUCAGAGGAGCUCCUCAGUGCAUUACAGAAAAAAAAACAGCAGGAAGAGGAAGCCGAAAGACUGAGGCGUAUUCAAGAAGAAAUGGAAAAAGAAAGAAAAAGACGUGAAGAAGAUGAACAACGUCGAAGAAAGGAAGAGGAGGAAAGACGGAUGAAACUGGAGAUGGAAGCAAAGAGAAAACAAGAAGAAGAAGAGAGAAAGAAAAGGGAAGAUGAUGAAAAACUUAUUCAGGCGGAAGUAGAGGAGCAGCUGGCCCGACAGCGCGAGGAGGAAUCCCAGCAGCAGGCGGUCCUGGAGCAGGAGCGCCGGGACCGGGAGCUGGCCCUGAGGAUCGCGCAGAGCGAAGCGGAGCUCAUCAGCGACGAGGCCCAGGCUGACCUGGCGCUGCGGAGAGGUCCUGCUGUACAAGCCACCAAGGCAGCUGCUGGUACCAAGAAACAUGAUCUUAGUAAAUGGAAAUAUGCAGAACUACGUGAUACCAUCAAUACCUCUUGUGAUAUUGAGCUCCUGGCAGCUUGCAGAGAAGAAUUUCAUAGGCGACUAAAAGUGUAUCAUGCUUGGAAAUCCAAGAACAAGAAGAGAAAUACUGAAACAGAGCAACGUGCUCCAAAGUCUGUCACUGAUUAUGAUUUUGCACCAUUUUUGAACAAUUCACCUCAGCAGAAUCCAGCUGCUCAGCUUCCUGCCCGGCAGCAGGAGAUCGAAAUGAACCGACAGCAGCGCUUCUUCCGCAUCCCGUUCAUCCGCCCUGCUGACCAGUACAAAGACCCUCAGAAUAAGAAAAAAGGCUGGUGGUACGCUCAUUUCGAUGGACCGUGGAUUGCCCGGCAAAUGGAACUCCAUCCUGACAAGCCACCCAUCCUUCUUGUGGCUGGUAAGGAUGACAUGGAGAUGUGUGAGCUGAAUCUUGAAGAGACAGGCCUGACCCGAAAGCGUGGUGCUGAGAUUUUGCCAAGACAGUUCGAAGAAAUUUGGGAACGCUGUGGAGGCAUCCAGUACCUUCAGAAUGCAAUUCAGAGCAGACAGGCUAGGCCCACCUAUGCGACGGCCAUGCUGCAGAAUCUGUUAAAGUAGAUGUUGCAAGCUAACCUUGCAGCUGGGAGCCCUUGCUGUGGUACUAGGUAGGGUGUGUGCCCCAGAGAUAUAACCAUUCCACGGUCAUGUUAGAAUUACUUAUACCAAGUGAACAGAUUUUAUUAAUCAUGGCUUUUUGUUAAGUUAAGGUUAAUUACGGUAGUGAUUUGGGGACCUAAACAUUAUUUUCCUGUAUCCAGCUGUAGCUAUUAAACCUCUUACUAUUCUAAUACUUGUUACACUUGGACAGAUUCUGACAUGUCUCAUUCUUUGCCAACAGACUACCUUAAGUUCAUCAUCAUUGUUCUCUAGGAAAAGAAAUUUUUUUUAAAAAUUCAAAAUACUUGAUUUUUAAGGAUGACUCAGUACAAUAUAACUGGAAUAAUGAAACCUUUCCUAAAUUUUCUUACAAAAACUAAGACACUUAAAAUGAUCAAGGCAUUGAUAUUUUGAUAUGAAAAGCUAUAUACAUUCUUUACUCACUUUUGCAGGAAUUCAUGGAAAUUUCCAGUAAAGGUGGAAAUUUUUAUUCCCCUCUACCUUUACAGUGUGUCUUAGUUUGAGUACAGCAAUUCACCUGAUGUCCUAGCAUUCUAGAAAGAGCCUUAACAUAAGUGAUGUACUUUGUGAUAAAGAAGUACUCAUAGCAUCCUGCAUAGAUUUGUCUUUCUUCUCUAUCACACUGUGUUAUAAGAAUAUUUUUCUUAUAUUCCGUGGACAAAUAAAGGAAAUUCAGAUCAUUUAAAUGCUUAAAAAUCUUGAGAUAACUUUUGUUUCAUUUAGAAAAGAAAAUAGGUUUUAGGUGGCACUGUGGCUUAACUGGACUGAAUUCAGAUAUUGUUUCAUCUUCAUCUCAAUUGCGUUGUUUGUGUCAAAAUCUUGUCCAAGUUGUUUCACGUGAUUUAAGCUAGUGUUCUGCUUCAAAACAUCCUUGUUUUAAAAAAAUUCCUAGUGUCUUUUUUGGCCUUUAAGAUUUUGGUAAUUGUAGAGCUGUUUUAUAAGCUUUGUAAUUCAAAAACCCUUGUACUUAGUAAUUGCUUGUUUCAUGUAACUGAUAAUUUAAAAGAAAAUUUUCCUUGUGUGCUGUUAGUUUUGAUCAAAUGUCAGCAGUUUCUAGCCUAUAUUUAUGACUUUCAUAUUAGGAAUUUGGAGACAAAAAUACAUCGAGGAGUUAAGUUGACAUAAUCCUAAGGAGUCUUGUUUGUAUUUUAGAAUAAAAUUAGAAAAUAAAAUUAUUCUCUGUACUCUUUUUUUUCCCCUGAUUUUUAAAGUCACUAACCUUUGAAAUGAAUUUUCAGUGUUUUUUUUUCCUAGAAAGAGUACCUCAGUUAGGAAAAUAUUUCCCAGCUGGUUACAUGAGUGCUUGUGAGCCACAGACACUGUUUGCAGAAUUGCUUCUCUCAUAUGUGUCUUAGUACAGAAAUAUUUAUUUAUUAUGAUGCUGUGCAAAUGAUUGUCUUCUGUUAAAGAAAUUAAACGGUCCUAUCUGUGCUACUGAGAAUGUGAAAAUGAUUGUCUUUUGAAGGCUGUAUUACUCCAUAGACUCACCCACCCUUGGGUCAUUUGAUCAUUUGGUCCUUAUGAUUGGUGACAGAAGGUCUGGUUACUGAAAAUAAAUAACCUAUUCUCUCUCUUCUCA